Hypanus sabinus (Atlantic stingray) is the source of this 1478-nucleotide messenger RNA. RefSeq lists its product as uncharacterized. NCBI's taxonomy places the organism in Eukaryota, Metazoa, Chordata, Chondrichthyes, Myliobatiformes, Dasyatidae. The coding region runs from base 633 to 1478 and encodes 281 amino acids. The transcript is spliced from 10 exons. The record is from RefSeq and is a predicted model, not a curated record.
ACAACGGGGGUGGGGGGAGCGGGUUGACGCUUUGCUCAUGCUUGUGUGUGGGAGGAGGGCUUUGAGGCCCUAAUGUUCAUUCUUUGGGUUCUUUCCCUCUGUUUCGAGGAUAUCCGCAAAGAGUAAGGAUUGCCAGUUGUAUACUGUGUAUGUUCUCUUGAUAUUAAAUUGAACCAUUGAACUGGUUUCAGUGACCAAAGAUAAGUCAUUAUAAUCGUAGUGUAGUGGAUCACUCACGUCGAGUAUGUUGUUCUCUUAAUGGAGAAUGCCUGUGCAUGGCUUUGUUUAACGAGGGGAGUCUGAUGCACGGGCAGCCACCACACGGUCCUUGACAGAUCAGGGUCAGUCAGGGUCCAGUGGCAUGGAAUUCAGGGGACCCUUCACUGCUGCAGCCUUCCUCCAUCUUCACUGCCGUUGUGAUACAUCAUUGUCUUCUGCCAGCUCCACCACUGAGGUCUUGGUUGGAAUUGCUCUUUCUCUGGAAUCUCCCCCUCGACCUUACCACCAUGGGUGACCCUACCAGGAGCAUAGCACCAGACGGCAUCACUCUCAGGAUCUCGGGAACCGACAAGCCCCUCCAUCAUGACAAGCCUUUGAAGUCUUCCAUCUAGCUGACACCAGGAGUCUGCAUAAUGGAUCAUGAAUCACAAUCAACAUACCAGCACGAUUACAAGAAGUUUUCUUCAAUGGCUGCUCGAAUGGCGAAAGAGAGUCCCAUCAGACCCAUGGCUGACAACCUGACCAUUCCAAAGAGCGACACCUGUGAAAAAUAUCCCACCACCUACCUGGAUGACUACAAACCACUGAAUAAGCGCACGAGACCUCGAAUAAUUGAGUUUCCACAUGUAAAGGUCAAGGAACAUUUCGAUACUGAGGUUCCAAACAUAGACCCGUGUAUCCCAACCACCUACAUGGAUCACUACCGAGGAAACUUGCCUCCCGUCAGGCCCUGCGUCGACUACUGCAGGCCUCACCGGAACGCGUACACAGCUUGCAUGGACCGCUUUAACUACCACUCCUGUGACCCGUGCGGGUAUCAGAUCUGCCCGCAAACCAGCUGCACCUAUGACACCAACAAGGCAGCGGAGGAUGCCCUUGCCUGCUACAGGUACAAGAAGUGUCUGGACAGCUUCUAUGGGCCAUCUCCGAUCGCACAGAAAGAGAAGUUUCCGCCUGAUGAGAUUGCACCAAACCCUUGCACGUUCACAGCUCCAAAUGUCCCAAUCGGUGCUGAUUACGUGAGGAAAACGUCUUCGAUGCCCCGGAUUCCCGAGGGGGGCAUUCACAAGAAACUGGAACAGUGCACUGUCUUCCCAGCAGCACAAGUAAGCCAAUUGUCUGGUUUCCCUUCUCAUAAGGUCGACAGCCGGUACUGUCACUAUCCUGGUGUGGUCGCUAAUCCAUGUGACCCUUACAUGCGUACACCUCAUCAAAAGGAGUACAGUUACAGCUGCAAUAGGCUGGAAAGAACAAGCUAA